AUGUCAAGCCUCAACAUUAUUGGCUCCAAGCCCCCUCAAUCUUCCUAUGCCAGGAAUCAACAAUGGUGGUCCAUGCAAAGAUAUAGGAUUGCCAUGGGCGGAUUCGCGUUGAUCAUGCUUCUUGCAAUUUCUUCUUGGGGAUCCGGUAGUACUACUACAACCAAGGAAGCCAUGGCAGAAAUGGGAGAAACGCAAUCCGACGGUGUGGUCGAGAAACCAUCCAUCACGAUGCAUGACGCCGGUGGGAUAUCCUAUUAUCACUGCAAGGGAACUAGCACAGCCACAAAAGAGAAACCGUUAGUCAUGCUCCAUGGAGCUGCAUUCACUAAAGAAAACUGGAAGACAUCGGGGAUCCUUGAUGAGCUGUGUCAAACGACAACCACAAAACGAAGAUUAUCUGUGUUUGCUGUUGACCUCCCCGUCUCCAAAACCUACCAAGAUCUGAUUCAAUUUCUAGAAGUGCUGAAAUCCGAAGGACGAAUAUCCGCGCAUGUGGCACUGGUGACACCCUCCGCCUCGGGCAAGACGAUGAUUACGUGGGCGGCUCAGGCAGCCACGGUCAAACAAACGUUGCCAAAAUACAUUGAACGAUGGAUCCCAGUGGCUGCCAAUGCCAUUAACAUGCAACCAGAGGAGAACAUUCAACGGCUUGAUGGACUCUUACCCAUUCUAGCCAUUUACGGGGACCAGGACCGGCCGGGCAAACAAAGUUCCGAGCGACUGCAGUCGCUGGCAGGAGCCACCGUAGUGGAACUUAGUGGAAGACACCCAUGUUAUUUGGACAGUCCAAACGAAUUUGUCACGGAAGUGGUCAAAUUCAUUGAAGAGGGAGGUUGA
Messenger RNA from Seminavis robusta, 837 nucleotides. The record is from the annotation of a GenBank genome assembly. NCBI's taxonomy places the organism in Eukaryota, Bacillariophyta, Bacillariophyceae, Naviculales, Naviculaceae.